Messenger RNA from Bipolaris sorokiniana ND90Pr, 1269 nucleotides. RefSeq lists its product as uncharacterized. The transcript has 5 exons. The record is from RefSeq and is a predicted model, not a curated record. NCBI's taxonomy places the organism in Eukaryota, Fungi, Ascomycota, Dothideomycetes, Pleosporales, Pleosporaceae. The coding region runs from base 1 to 1269 and encodes 422 amino acids.
AUGUGCAACAUUGGAAACUAUGCCAACUAUCUCCCUGACGAGUUGCUGCUCGAGAUACUGUCCCAUCUUGAGUCAUGGAGCAGGCUCGAGAGGCAAAUUACCUUGGCCCGCUUCUCCGCCGUGAAUAGGUAUGCGAUAGUAGCCAUACAACCACUAUACGAGGCACCGUUUCUUUUGGGACGUGCAUAUGACCUCUUCGUUCGCACAAUCAGUCCUUCUGUUAAUGCACGCAUUAAGCCGUCACCAUUAUCUGGCUUAGUCAAAGACUUAGACUUAUCCCACAUCGUACACCAAGGCGCAAAAUCCACAACAGCAAGACUACUAGGACGCACAAAAUCCUCACUGGAAGUCUUCGUAGCACCCCAAGCCAGCUUUGCAAUAAACUGCUGGGCCAGCCUAAGCAAAUGUACUCGUUUGCGCGUCCUAGACCUGAGCCUAGUCUCGGAAUGCAUUGACUUCCAAUCUCUCAACCAAACCAUCCGCCAACUCCCCCAACUCCGUGAACUCUACCUCCCCCGCUGCUCCUCCCGCUAUGAAAAAGCCACCUCCCCAACAUCAACCUUGCGCUGGCCCCCUCGUCUCCAGCACCUCGCCCUCUCAGGCUCAGUCUCCGGACAAUUCCUCUGGGACAUGCUCCAACAACCCGACAACUUCCCCCCGACCUUCUCCUCAAUAAGUAUACACCACUGUCCCGCGCUCGACCACUCCGGCGUAAAACCACUACUCAGCACCCUCGCUACGAACCUUACAGCUGUCGAACUGCGGGAUUUACCAGCCGUGAAACAAGGACGGCUAAAUGGUGUGCUGGAAUGGCUACCGAAGCUCGUGUCGCUGACUAUAGCGCUUGAUUACAUUGACUCGCGGUUCGGUUCUAUGCCGAUGGAUUUCUCGCAAGCUCGAUGGGAGGAGGCGAGGCCGCUUACCAGUCUUACGCUUGUGUCGAGUGGGCGCCAGGGCGAUCCUGCGCGCAGUUUUACGCCGACGGAUUUGUACUCGCUUAUCGAUGAGCGGUGGCUUGGUUGUUUGCGUUACUUGAAUGUGGGCGUCAGUACGGAGUGGGAUAAGGAGUAUGAAGAGGAGUUGGGGGCGCUGGAGUAUCUGCUAAUUGAGGAGUUGGACAAGGAAAAUUGGGUUGAGGGACGAUGGCAUUAUGAGGAUAUUUGGUCUUUGAUUGGUACAACACGAAAUAUGGAUUAUGAAGAGUGGAUUCAUGGGACGACAUUGGGAAGGAAGAUGAGGCCGAGAUUUCGGUUGUUGCAGAAUCGGUAG